AUGAGGGAUAUCGUCACCCUGCCCGCCGACAAGGGGCGCUCGACGGUUGUCAUGGACAAGACCGAGUACGCGGCGGAACUGGAAGGUCUGUUGGAGGACGAAGUUGCCUAUAGACUUUUGGCUACUGGAGAGUUCAAGAAGCACGUUAACAAUGUAAACAAGGCGAUAGACAAGUUAAAGAAGGCAGGAAGCGCUGACCGCAAGAGCCACCGAUGCCGCCAUGGCGGGCUUUUACGGGCUGCCAAAAGUGCAUAAACCGGGAGUACCUCUACGCCCCAUAGUCUUAUUAUGCGGCACCCCGACCUUUGGACUGUCGAAAUGGCUUUACCAACGAUUCCGUUUCCUGACCGAGGAUUCCGAAUGGACGGUGAAAUCGGUUGAGCAGUUUUUAAGGAGUAUAAGACAUCAAGAAAUAGUGCCAGACGAGAUGCUGGUAUCGUUUGAUGUGGUCUCCUUAUUCACCUCCAUUCCAACCGAUCUUGCCAUCAGCACCAUUGACGGGCUUCUUCAGGAUAAGUACGAUGAAACUGAUCAACGGCUUAAACGAACGGACGUCAUCGAACUCCUGGAAUUGUGCCUUAGAACUUUGUUAACUUUCAAGAACCGGGUUUACGAACAAAAGAAGGGAACACCUAUGGGCUCCCCGCUGUCUGGACUGAUUGCCGAGGCUGUUCUGUAGAGGCUUGAGCGACUGGUUUUCCGUUCGUACUCCCAAAAAUUCUGGGCCAGAUACGUCGACGACACAUUUGUCGUAAUCAAGAGGAACGACGUUCAAGACUUCAAAGUCUUGUUGAACUCCAUAUUCCCUGACAUCCAAUUUACAAUGGAAGAGGAGGACAACAACCAAUUGCCCUUCCUGGACGUAAACGUCACAAGGAUGGCUAAUGGGGGGAUCAGAACUACGGUAUACCGAAAGGCAACGAAUACUAGACGCAUCCUCCAAUUCUGAAGUAACCACCCCAUUGGUCACAAACGCAGUUGUGUCAGAGCUCUUUUCCAACGAGUUCAAACACACUGUAAUGACAACGACGGGAGAAGGGAGGAAGUGAAGUAUCUACAUUCCCUAUUCACAGUCAAUGGUUACCCACGAUCCUUCAUACGUGAGUGCCGAAGAGAAUUUAACCGCGAACGACCUAACGAUGAGAAGCCGAAGUUCUGGCUCGCAAUCCCCUACAUGAGGAAUGUUUCUGAGGCGACAGAAAGAAUCCUGAGCCCCUUUGGGAUUGGCGUGGCCCAAAAACCAGAAUCCACUAUCAGGCAGCAGAUAAUGAGGCCCAAAGACCAGCUACCUGCAACGGAACAAUCAGCAGUGGUCUACAGCAUACCUUGCCAGGAUUGCAGUGCAAGGUAUGUUGGUGAAACGGGCAAACGCUUCUGCACAAGAUUGCACGAGCACCAGCUUGCAGUCAACCGCGAGGAUAAGCUGUCACUGGUAUAUGGCCACAUACAACAGAAGCACAGUUUCGCCUUUGGGGAGGCAAGCGUCAUCGGCCGAGCCAGCGACAAGAUGGCCAGACUGGUUCUCGAAAGUUGGUCCUCAGUUGACACAAUCAACAGAGCCAUUGAUCUUCAUCCGGUCUACCAGGCACUUCGUACGAGGCUCCAGUCAGUGCGGACGGGGCCUACAGCACGGGCGAACAAAUCGCGGCUCUCUCAACAGUUCUCACCCUCACAGCAGGGGGAGUGA
Molecule: messenger RNA, 1687 nt
Organism: Spirometra erinaceieuropaei
Lineage: Eukaryota; Metazoa; Platyhelminthes; Cestoda; Diphyllobothriidea; Diphyllobothriidae
Source: the annotation of a GenBank genome assembly